Penicillium verhagenii is the source of this 1560-nucleotide messenger RNA. RefSeq lists its product as uncharacterized. The record is from RefSeq and is a predicted model, not a curated record. Bases 1 to 1560 code for a protein of 519 amino acids. The transcript has 4 exons. Gene Ontology annotation, molecular function: metal ion binding. Lineage: Eukaryota; Fungi; Ascomycota; Eurotiomycetes; Eurotiales; Aspergillaceae.
AUGGCUGAUACUCGCCCUUUGUUUUUUGCUACUCGCCCUGAUGGGGUUUUGACCCCUAUGGCUCCACUUGACGAGUUCCCCGUCGGCGUUUCGAUUCGAGGAGUCCCCAGAACCAUGAACGCAGCUGCAACCCAAGGUAUGAUCAGUUGUGGCGUUGCCCCUGCUCGACAGGAUCCUUGGGUCAUUGAAGGCCCCAUUGCUGCUGGAAUGGCGGUCUCGCCCAAGAAAGAUUUGGGUGAACUCAAGUCCGUUCUUGUGAAGAUCCUUGAAGACAAUGCUCUUCCCGUUGGAUACCACCAGCUUCUUAAGGACACCAUGACCCGGCACUUGGACAAUGUGCCAUUCUCUAAAGUCCUGAUUCCCCUUGGGCCUGCCAAUUCUCAAAAUGGAGAUAAGCACAACCGGACUGGUGCCAAGACUAAAAUCUAUUGCUCCUACUGGAUUCGUCACGGCGAGUGUGAUUACCUUCAGCAAGGAUGUAUGUACAAACACGAGAUGCCUUCCGAGGACAUCCUCGUUAGCGAGCUUGGUCUGCGUGAUAUCCCCAGAUGGUAUCGCGAGAAAUUCAACCUCCCAAGUCUUUUGAAUACAGCCUACCGCCCCCCGACUCAACUUGCUAUCGAGUACAAGGAACCUCUUCCUGUGGCUAAUGAACGUGUCAACCUUGCCGAGACCUCUAACACCAACCACCGCGGCACCAACAACGGCCGAUUCAGAGGCAACCGUGCUGCUGGUCAAAAUGCCAAGGCUCGCGGUAAUGGCCGUAGCCACAUAGGCACUCACAACACUAACGCCAACCACAACGGUAAUCACAAUGUCGGCCACAAUGGCAACCGCGCUUCGACCACUGGAGUGAGCAAUGGCUUUCACAAUGUCACUAACAACAAUGAGGCAAUGAUUGUGCAAGAUGUGCUUCGUAUUGUGAAGUCUGAACAAGGAGAUACUAUCACCCCAGGCACUGGUACUAGUGGGAACAAUAGCAGCAUCAAGGGAAAUAGCCAGAACAGCGGAUUCCCCAGCAUGUAUGCUCAGGGUUCGCCUUUUGCUAUCCCGCCUCAUGCUGCCCAUGGUUUCUCCUCUGUUGCCCCGGGAGUUAAUGCAGCCUCCUCGUACCCUACGCCCACAUUCGGAGGCGAGUCUCUCAACAUCUCCUCCCAUCUGGAUCCUCACCUCUUGGAUCGCGAUGAUGGAGAUUUGUUGGGUCUUGAGACCGGUAUGCACUCCAAGCUUGAUGAGCUUGAGGACCUGUUCCACCCCGAUGGACGUCCUGAGUCUGGUCCUGUGCUUUCUACCAUGGGCUAUCUUCUUGGUGAGCUUGUCAAGAAAUCUGACCCAAUUCACCCGCACACGGUACUCUUCAAUUUUGGAGCCAUUGGUCAGGAUGUUAUCUAUCCUCCUAAGUCUCAGUGCCCCAAGACUGGUGCUCUUAUUGAUCCCGAGGUUGUAGUUGACAAAAUCGUUGACGUGAAACCUCCCAAGUUCACUUCUACCAAGCGCCCCGUUACGAAGCGUCCCAUUGCUAAGCGCCCCAUCGAUAUGUACGACAACUUCGAUAUCUAA